AUGACUGGCAGAGGAGGCAAGGCGGGUGGCAAGGCAAGGGCAGUGUUGACUCAGGGACCGGAAGGGGCUGGGGACGGGGACGGCUGCGGCAGCCGUGGAACUUCUGUGAAUGUUAAAUUGCCGCUUAGAGUGAUGUCAAGAAAUAAUUUGGAGGCAUCUACUUCUAAAAUGACAGAGCCAUUUAAUUUUGAGAAAGAUGAAAGCAAGCUUCCACCACAUGAUUCUUUAAGAAGUCCUGGAGGACAUUCUAACCACCCAAAUUUCAGGUUGAAAAGCCCAGAGAUUGGAAAUAAAAAAAGCAAUUUUUUGUUUUGUGAGAAAACCAAACAGUAUCUGACUAGUCAGGGAGACAGCGCAGCAUCUGCAAACCCUCAGAGCAUCAGUGGAGAAGCGGUCGGGGCCGAAGGAGACAGGAGGCUGUUGCCAGCAGGAAGGUCUGUGUCACCAUCAGAUGCUGGAAGGAACUCACCACCCAAAGAAGCGAGUAGUAUGCCUAGCAAUAGUGUGUCUCCUGCAAAGUCAAAAAAAACACACAAGUUGGGUCAGAACUCCCUGUCCAUAAACAGUCCAGCGCUCUUCAGCUCCUCGGGCCCUCCUUUUCGGUCAACCACUUGCCAUCGCUGUGGCCUGUUUGGUGCACACCUAGGAGAACUGAUGAGCCAAAAGGGGUCGCUGAGGUGUUCACAGUGCAAGCAGACGUACUAUUGUUCCGUAGCGUGUCAGAGGAGAGACUGGCCAGCACACAGCAUCGUGUGCAAACCUGUGCAGCACAAUUUCCACAAGUUGAAAGAUCAAUCACCUUUUGAAACGAAGAACAUGGAAGUGAAAAACGAGAGUAACUAUCCACUUGGAAUUACUAAAGAAAUAGCCAUUUGUGCUCAUAAAAUAAUGUUUUCUGAUUUGAGAAGUCUACAACUCAGGAAAACCAUGGAAAUAAAGGGUGCAGUUACUGAAUUCAAACACCCAGGUGACUUUUAUGUGCAGCUGUAUUCUUCAGAAGUUUUAGAAUACAUGAGCCAACUCUCUGCGAGCUUAAAGGAAACGUAUGCAAAUACCGUGCACGAGGAGGACGAUUAUAUUCCUGUUAAGGGGGAAGUUUGCGUUGCCAAGUACACUGUUGACCAGACCUGGAACAGAGUAAUAAUACAAGCCGUUGACGUAGUACAGAAGAAGGCACAAGUCUUAUAUAUUGAUUAUGGAAAUGAAGAAAUAAUUCCAGUAAACAGAAUACAGCAACUAAACAAAAACAUUGAUUUGUUUCCUCCUUGUGCCAUAAAGUGCUUUGUGGCUGGAGUUGUCCCAGCGGAGGGGGGUUGGAGCAAUGACUGUAUCCAAACUGUUAAGUCACUGCUCAUGGAGCAGUGCUGCUCUGUGAAAAUCGCUGACGUCCUAGAACAAGAGGUGGCCACGUUUGCUGUGGAUGUCGUGCUACCCAGUUCGGGAAAACUCUUAGACCAUGUGCUUGUGGAAAUGGGAUAUGGCCUAAUACCUGAGGGGCAGAAUUCUGAGAAGCAAGGAGCAGAUCAAAGUGAGCCUGAAGAUGUUGGGAACGUGACAGCCAAAAACAAAAUUGUUGUAGACAGAAGAGACUUAAUCCCCAAAGUGUUAACUUUGAAUGUGGGCGAUGAGUUUUGCAGUGUGGUUUCCCACAUUCAGACUCCAGAAGACUUCUUCUGUCAAAAACUACAGAGUGGCCAUAAGCUCGCUGAACUGCAGGCGUCCCUUCGCGAGCACUGCGGCCAGAUGUCCCCUCGCUCAGAUUUUUAUCCAGCCAUCGGUGACAUCUGCUGCGCUCAGUUCUCAGAGGACGAUCAGUGGUACCGUGCCUCCGUAUUGGCUUAUGCUUCUGAAGAGUCUGUGCUGGUUGGAUAUGUAGAUUACGGAAACUUCGAGAUCCUCAGUUUGAAAAGACUGUGUUCCAUAACGCCGAAGUUGUUGGAGUUGCCCAUGCAAGCAGUAAAGUGCGUGCUGGCAGGAGUGAAGCCGUCAUUGGGAAUUUGGACCCCGGAAGCUAUUUGUCUGAUGAAAAAAGUUGUGCAGAACCGAAUGGUCACAGUGAAAGUGGUGGGCAAGUUGGAACACAGUUCUCUGGUGGAGCUUACAGAUCAGUCCUCAACGCCCAGCAUCAGCGUGGCGCAGCUUCUCACAGACGCGGGCUUCGCCGUCUGGGGGAAGGGGACAGUGACAGAGAAACCCAGUGACACGAAAGAAGCCAGUGUUCCCUUGGUUGGAGAAGCCAAACUAAGUCUGUCAGCAUGGACAUGGGUUGGACUUGCUGUUAACCAAACAGUGGAUGUCGUGGUCUGUGUGAUAUACAGUCCUGGAGAGUUCUAUUGUCAUGUGCUCGAAGAGGACGCUUUAAAGAAACUCAACGAUUUGAACAAAUCACUAGCAGAAUUUUGUCAGCAGAAGUUGUCUAAAGACUUUAAGGCAGAAAUAGGACAGCCUUGCUGUGCAUUUUUUGCAGGUGACGGGAACUGGUAUCGCGCGUUAGUCAAGGAGAUCGCACCAAACGGAAAUGUUAAAGUGCAUUUUGUGGAUUAUGGAAACAUGGAGGAAGUCACUGCAGACAAACUCCGAACGAUCCCAUCGGAAUUUUUAAAGCUCCCGUUUCAAGGGGUACAGUGUUGGUUAGUAGAUAUACAGCCUGGAAACCAGCACUGGACUAAGGAGGCCAUCGCGAGGUUUCAGACGUGUGUGACGGGGGCGAGACUGCAAGCCCACGUGUUUGAGGUCACCGACAGCGGAGCGGGGGUUGAGCUCUCCGACCUCUCCACUCGUUACCCCAGAAUAAUCAGUGAUGUGCUGAUUGAGGAGCACCUGGUUUUAAGAGCCAGCUUGAGGAAAGACUUCUUAGAACACAGACCCAUCAACAAACUUAACCUUCUGAUCGACAGCCCAGGGCAUCAAGCCAUCUCUUCAGCUGCGCCGUGGCGGACGAUAGAGUUGCCGGUCAAUAAAACUGUACAAGCAAGCAUAUUAGAAAUUAUAGACUCGAACUUAUUUUAUGCUCUACCAAAUGGGAUGCCAGAGGAUCAGGCAAAGCUGAGUGCCCUGGCAGCUGAGUUGGCAGAACACUGCGGUGCUCAGAGGAGCCGGCCGCCCUACCGACCGAGGGCGGGAGACGCCUGCUGCGCCCGGUACACAGGUGAUGAUUUCUGGUACCGUGCUGUCGUUCUGGCGGCCUCAGAGACGGAGGUGAAGGUGAUCUACGCAGACUACGGCAACGUUGAAACUCUGCCUCCUUGCAGAGUGCAGCCCAUCUCCGCCAGCCACCUGCAGCUUCCCUUCCAAAUUAUUAAAUGUUCAUUCGAAGGACUGAUGGAAUUGAAUGGAAGCUGUUCUCACUUAGUAAUAGAGCUACUGAAAAGUUUCAUGUUGAACCAGAACGUGCUGCUGUCUGUGAAGGGGAUCACUGAGAAUGUCCACACCGUGUCGGUGGAGAAAUGUUCUGAGAACGGGGCCGUCAGGGUGACGGAUAAGCUGGUGAUGUGUGGGCUGGCAAAAAACGCCACAUCUAAAAAGCAAAAUGCUGUAGACAAAGAAAAGACGAACAGGAUGAAUUGCUGCUGCUCAGAAUUACAGAAACAAGUUGAAAAACAUGAACAGAUUCUUCUCUUCCUCUUAGACAACCCAACCAAUCAAAAUAAAUUUAUUGAAAUGAAGAAACUGUUACAAAGCUGAAAGCAGUCUUCUGGAGAUACACACUCAGGAGCCAGGACGCGGUGAAGGCUAGACUCGGGGGAGAGGGGACAGCGGCCCGUGUUUUCAUUUCUGGAACUGUUUCUCUUUGAUGAUCUUUGCGCCUCCACUUUUGUUUGCUCACUACUCUUCCGCUAGGGCGGGGAGUUUUAUUUUCUUCCUCUAAGUUCUUCCAGAUAAAUAAGCCUGGCAUAAAAGAUUCCAAACUCAUGGGAAUACCAGGAAGGGAUACGCAGGGGCUCUCUACUGUAUAUAUAACUUUUUAUUGUGUAAAAGUACUGAAGAAAAUAGGACUCCAUGUUCAUGAUGGAUAAAUGUAGG
This is a messenger RNA of Artibeus jamaicensis (Jamaican fruit-eating bat), 4023 nucleotides long. RefSeq names its product tudor domain containing 1 (gene TDRD1). Lineage: Eukaryota; Metazoa; Chordata; Mammalia; Chiroptera; Phyllostomidae. The record is from RefSeq and is a predicted model, not a curated record. The coding region runs from base 1 to 3684 and encodes 1227 amino acids. Gene Ontology annotation, biological process: spermatogenesis. The transcript has 27 exons.